UCGCCAUCGUGCGUAUUAUCAUCAUUCACCUCAUUAAAAUACACAUCAUUAUCGACUACAUUUGAUGACGUUUUGUUUUGCCUUUCUUCCUCGAGAGCCUCCCAGCUUAGCGCGAUCGUUUUAUCAAAAUCAUCCUCAACUAGUAUGAGCAAAGUUGAUGCAUUUCUUCAGGAGCAGUUUUACUCUGAGCAACAUCCAAAAGAGUCAAAAGUGUUGAAAGAAUCGUUACGUCGUGCUCUCGGAAAAGAGAUAGAAUUGUUGGAAAAACAUGUGAAACCAAAUUCAAAAGAAGGUCUCAGGUUAUCAGUUUUGAAAAAUCAAUUAAAG
Molecule: messenger RNA, 327 nt
Organism: Funneliformis caledonium
Lineage: Eukaryota; Fungi; Glomeromycota; Glomeromycetes; Glomerales; Glomeraceae
Source: the annotation of a GenBank genome assembly